AUGUUCAACAAGGUCUUCGCAUACGCCGGUUUACUUUGUGCACUUACUUCGACAGUCGCGGCAGCCGUCGAGGUGAUCCCAGGUUCCGGAAUGCCAUCUUUGGAGUCCCUCGGUCUCACAUCUGAGGAGCUCUUUGCCAAGGGUCCUCCUCCUGCCCUCACCUCGCGGAUCACCGAACUCCAAAAGCGCUAUGAUCCUGUCUGCCAGACUUACAGCACAGGUAGCGUCGACAAUGUCAUCGCUUGCUUCAACUAUCUCAAGGCCCUCGGAACCAAACCUUGCACUGUCAACGGGGACAAUAAUAUCAUGUGUACUGCUGGAGAUGCCCAAGUUGGUGGCUCUAAUGUUUCCGGCGGUCCCAGCGCCAGUUCAUACUGCUCGGACGCCGCUUUGGGAGUGCAGUGGAUCUUCACAAACUGCAACCAGGGUGGUCAGGUAGGAGGCUCGCAGGCCGCCAAUGGAAACGGCGACUUGAUCAUGAGCGUUGACAACAUCAGUUGGGGUUAA
Messenger RNA from Fibroporia radiculosa, 507 nucleotides. RefSeq lists its product as uncharacterized. Bases 1 to 507 code for a protein of 168 amino acids. The record is from RefSeq and is a predicted model, not a curated record. The transcript is spliced from 4 exons. Lineage: Eukaryota; Fungi; Basidiomycota; Agaricomycetes; Polyporales; Fibroporiaceae.